Molecule: messenger RNA, 1064 nt
Organism: Oreochromis aureus
Lineage: Eukaryota; Metazoa; Chordata; Actinopteri; Cichliformes; Cichlidae
Product: pentraxin fusion protein-like
Exons: 5
Coding region: 237-902 (221 amino acids)
Source: RefSeq, a predicted model, not a curated record
GUUACAGCAUUUUGGAUCAACUGAAGACUUUUCAACACAUCACUGACAAGUACAGAGUCCACUGUGUGUCCACCGAUGCCAACUGUGUCCAGUUUCAACCGUUUAGCUGUUGAUAUGAGAUGAAUUUGAAUAAUUUACAGGAUUCUGAGGUGGGGUGUUUGAAGAAGUGGGUUAUAAAACCACCCAGCUGACUGUCAGUAGAGGGGCAUUCUCAGCAGUACAAUCUGGGAGAUAAAAUGAGUCCAGCGGUCACCCUUUUUCUCAUCGUCGUCUCCACAGCAGUGGCCGGGAGUGUUACCAUUAAGACCCUGGUUUUCCCCACUGCGACGAGCACCAGUUAUGUUGAGAUGAUCCCUCAAAGGCCGAUGAACCUGACUGCGUUCACUCUGUGCAUGCGAGUGGCCACGGAGCUCAGCGGCAAACGAGAGAUCAUCCUCUUUGCAUACCGGACAGGAAGCUACGAUGAGCUGAAUGUGUGGCGUGAACUGGAUGGAAGACUGUCCUUUUACCUGGCUGGGGAUGGUGUUUUAUUUAAAGUCCCUGACCUCGGAGCCCUGAUUACCCACCUGUGUGUCACCUGGGAUUCCACUUCAGGUUUAGCUGCCCUCUUCCUGGAUGGAAAGAGGAGCUUAUCCAAAAUCUACAAGAAGGAUCACACUGUCAGCCCAGGAGGCAGGGUUAUCCUGGGACAAGAUGCGGAUUCUUUCCUGGGUGAUUUUGAUAAAAAGCAGAGUUUUGUUGGUGAGAUCUGUGAUGUGAACAUGUGGGACACUGUUCUGCCAGAUAGUGCAAUCAUAUGCAUGUUUGCAGGGAAGAGAGAACCAAGAGGAAAUGUUUUUGACUGGGACAGCGCAGAGCUGGAAAUAAACGGAGAUGUAGAGGUCGCCACUCGUGAGCUGUAGCUAUAAUGUUCACCCACAGGAAAACGUGUGCAGUCAGUGAAUGCCACCCAUACGGUUGUAUGAAAUCUGAUACUUUAUUGAUCAAAAUGUGCAUCAGUAUUACUGACAUAACUUCAGAUUAAUGUGUUUUGCGACCUAGUAAAAAUAUCUGCUCCAUCCUUC